This is a messenger RNA of Dimorphilus gyrociliatus, 1363 nucleotides long. The record is from the annotation of a GenBank genome assembly. NCBI's taxonomy places the organism in Eukaryota, Metazoa, Annelida, Polychaeta, Dinophilidae.
CAAAAAGAGGAUAGGUAGCCUAACUAAAUAAAUUCGAUAAAAACACGUCAUUAAGGCAAAGUGACAAAAUGGAUGAUUCAGAAGGCAGUGAGGCAGGUCCAGAACCAACUAAUAAUGAAGGAUCACACAGCGAACAGUUCCCAAAAAAUUCUGAUCCACAACUUUUUUUAAGUAUAUUCAGUUACGGUAAUUUAUAAAAGUUGAACCGAUUUUCGUUUGUUACUUUAAAAUCGCUUCAACCACAGCUCGACAGUUUUUGGUUGAGUAUGGAUGGCAAUUGCUAUUUUUCUUCGCUGCAUUUAUGAUAAUAUAUGAAUUCUUCUUAAAAAACAUCAUUAAAAAAUGGAUGGAAAAGCGAACAAUUAGUUCUCAGUGGGAUUUUCAUGCAAAAUCGGCUGAGAAACAUCAAGCAGCUUUGGAAGAAGCUAGACUAAAGAUGCAAGAGAGACAAAAUAAGAUGGCAGAGGAACAUGCUCAAAAGAUGAAGGAGAAAGAGGAACAAAAGCGUCUAGAGAAAAUUGAAGAAUUUGAAAAACACGAAAAAGGUCAAGGAUAUUAUUCUAAACUAGUUGGUUAAUUUUUCUUACGGUGUAUUUUACAAGUUCUUCUGUUUAAUUCAUUGAAAUUUCUCUAGAGACACACUGCAGGCUCAAGUGUUUCUAAUGAAACUAAAUCUGAAAAAUCUGACUCUGCCACCACAAGGCGGAAAAAUGUCUAUAGACAAACAGAUUAUAACCCUCUUACCGGUGGAUCAAGUAAGUAAAUUUAUCAUCUUUUUUAUAAAACGUAAGGAAGACAAACUGCUACUUUAAUGUGAACUUUACAAGUAGCACUAAUGAUUAAUGAAGACCUCAAUAUAAAAAGAUGUAAAAUUACAUACUUAGAUAGACAAGGAGGGAAAAGCUUGUUUAUAUAAAAGGGAGCUUUUUGAAAAUCAAUAAAUGUUUUCAGCAGAUUCUUGCGCUUACCGACCAAAUAGAAGAGGACCUUCAUCUGGUGGAUGACGAUAAAUGAAUACCUUAUUUUCAAAUUGGUUUUUCUAAACUGAAGUUAUGACGUGUGUAGUGCAAACGACGAAAGUCGACACUUCGCAUCGAUGGUGCUCAGUAUCUUAUAUAGUAGAAAAGCCAAUGUUUAUAUAAACAAUAAUUUUGUAAAAGAUCCCUUAUACUAUUUAAACGUUGAUUACAACUUAUAGAUUCAUUUCUAUAGGAUAUAAAUAAUUUAUAUAAUUAUGUUUUCUUGUGUGCAGUAUAUGUAUGUGGGUGUGUUCUUUGUAUUUACUUGCAUACAGCACCUAUCAGAAGGGACUAUUUAUAUUUUCUGCUAUAUUUAUUAUAUUUAAUAAAAUGAUUCUAUCAAA